AUGGCGACCUCACCUCUCUCAAUACAGCCUACCCUCUUUCCACGACUAGAUACUCUCGCUGCCACCAUAUCGCAGGAUCGAUCUCGCCCCGAAGCCCAGCAGAGAUACCGACGACGACAGUUCAGUUAUGCUAGCAAUCCCGCAGCCCAGCCGAAAGGCAAGGCUGCACUGCUGCGAGACUAUUCCUGCUUCAUCGCAUCUUUUACUGGAGACGCCGAAGUGUGUUUCCAAUUUGCAUUGCGGAACGACCUACAAGCAGUGGCAAAGCCUGAAAUAGUGCAUGCCUCUGUGGUUGAUCCUCAGACUGCCGCUGGAAACGAGAGCAGUAACGGGGAUGGAUGCAUCGUCGAGACCAGCCCACAGCGAAAUGUGGAUGUUGGCUUUGACUUUGGACUGGAGUUGUUCGCCGAUCCAGACAACUUUGAAUGUGUUCUCUUUUCGCCAAAUUUAGACUGCCCCUUUGUGGUACAAUACCAUGCCACAGAACUUACCCUGGUACUGCUUUAUGACUCUGCCCACCUGGACGACACCUUCGCAGAGAUAGCGUGGGAUGUUCUUGUCCAGCGUCUAUCGAGGAAACUCGUUAGCGGGACCAACGCAGAGACGAAGCUGUCGGUUCUGAACCAUCCACCUCUGCUGCAUCCGCCACCACUUUCUCAACUUGGCAAGAGCACUCUACCAGAUGGAUUGCUUCAUGCCGGUUUCCAGAGAUCUGCUGCUCGUUGGCCAAACCGAGCUGCACUACACUUUCACACCGAGUCCGUGGACGAGGUCUUUACUUAUGCCGAACUGGAUGACUUGACCACGUCUUUUGCACAUAGAUUGCGGGAAUACAUUCCCACUCGCCCUGACCAACCUGGACGCUCAGCCGUAGUGCCUGCGUACAUGUCAAAUUCCACCGCAUUUUACGUUUGCUGGCUGGCUGUCUUGAAGGCUGGAUUUGCGUUCUGCCCCUUGCCGGUCGAUGCUCCUCCUGAGCAGCUUCGGGGCAUCGUCGAAGAAGUAGGGGCUUCACUCGUCCUCACCAACGGGCCUCAAGUGGGCGGCCGUCCGUGGGAUGCAUGGUACUGUGACGACGAUGAGCUUGCUACUUGUCUGGAUAGUCUUCCCGAAAUCCGGGAGACUGACCUGGCUUAUAUCAUGUACACAAGUGGUUCGACGGGAAAACCUAAAGGUGUGAAGAUUCACCACCACGCAGCAGCAUGCUCAAUUGCUUCGCACUCAAGAUUCAUACCUUCCUCCUUCUUCAAGGAUGGCUUCCGUUGGUUCCAAUUCGCCGCUCCCACAUUCGACCCUUCAAUCAUGGAAAUCUUCACUACCUGGUGGACCGGAGGCACUCUGUGCGGUGCACCGAGAGAUAUGCUCCUCACAGACCCUGAACAUGCCAUCAACCAGUUGUCGGCCAACAUCAUGAUGGCAACGCCCAGCAUGGCUAGUGUACUGCGACCAGAAAAGGUGCCCACUUUGCGGAGUCUCUGGACAAUGGGAGAGAAGUUGACGCCAACGGUCAUUCAAAAAUUCUCAUCCGACUCUCCCAGCAAUUCCCCAUCGUCGAGCCAUACUCCUAGUCUUCAGCGCUCGAGGAAGCUACUCAAUGCUUAUGGCCCGACUGAAGCAUCCAUCAACUGCAACAUCGUGCCAGACUUCUCCUCCGACGAGCGUGGCUCGAUCAUUGGCCAACCUAUCGACGCCUGCUCCAUCCUUGUUAUUGACCCGUCUUCUCGUUCUCCGACUCCUGUGCCAAUUGGAUUCUCGGGUGAAUUGGCCAUUGGGGGGCCACAAGUCAGCCAAGGCUACCUCAACCGCCCAGAGCAAACGGCGGCCGCUUUCGUCUCUAGUUCAGAGUAUGGUAGACUCUACCGCACCGGAGAUCGUGCUCGCGUCGUCAAGACUAAGAGUGGAGAACUCACCGUCGAGUUCUUGGGAAGGUUGACAUCUGACCAGGUCAAGCUCAGUGGUCGCAGAGUUGAGCUGGGUCAAAUUGAGUCUGCGAUUGCGACUACCUCUGGUGUCAUUGACACCGUGGCGGUCGUGCAUCAGCAUGGUCCUGUCGGGCAAGGCAGUGAACAAGUUGUUGCAUGCAUCGUGUCAGACGGCAGAAAACCCGACGAGGAUCUCAUCUCAGACUGUCGAAAGUCAGCCGAGACGAUACUGGCCCGGUUCAUGCAGCCUUCACGAUACUUUGUACUCGAAUCUAUGCCAAGAUCACGGUCUGGAAAGACAGACCGCAAGUCUCUGGGUGCUAUCAUCGAAGAGCAAUGGGAUACCGUAGACGUAUCGGCAGCUUCGUCAGACUCUGGCUAUGAUAGUGCGUUGGCUAGAAGUAUGGUGGACGCUGCUACCAUGUCGACUGUUGUCGAAUCAAUUGCUGCAAUUAGCGAUAUUGAGCCCGAUGCCAUUCGACCCAGCACCGAACUUCUCUCACUCGGACUGGACAGUCUCCGAGCAGUUCGAUUGCUCCAGCAGCUUCGCGAGAAAGGCAUCUCGCAUCUCACCGUUGCGGGGGUCCUGAGCAGCCGAACUGUUGAAGGCCUUGCGCAGGCUUGCUCACAGGGUGAAAUGAGAUCGUCAAGGCUGCCACAGGCUGACUGGGAUGGGAAGCUGAGCCAGUUCAGCAGUCGACACUUACAGCCGUCUGCGAAGUCAUUAGGUAUCGCAGCCACGGAUAUCGAGAAAGUUCUACCGACUACCGCAACACAGUCUGGCAUGAUUGCUAGCUUCCUUCGAAGUGUCUCGAGGCAGACGACGACUUCCAUUCGCAAGAAGUACAUCAACCACAGUGUCUACUACCAGUCGAAGCGUGUUGAUACCGCCAAGCUUGAACAAGCAUGGCGAACCGCUCUCGCCAGGCCUGAGAUCCUGAGAACUGUUUUUGUUCCUGUCGACGACGAGCUAGCGCCCUUUGGUCAGUGCAUACUGGCUCCAAAAGCUGCUGCUACAUCCUUCGAGGUCCAACACUUUGAAUCUUCAUCGGCCGACGAAUGGGACGAGACCUUGAAGCAGGCGGAAGCUGCAAGUGAAUCGUCAAUCACCCUAGACAAGCCACCAUUCCGGCUUUCGGUCAUUCGAUCACCAACUCAAACCGCCUACUUACUCUCACUUUUCCACGCCGUAUUCGAUGGUGGCUCUCUAGAGCUCCUCCUGCAAGCCGUGGAAAAUGCAUAUCUUGGGAACCCACUCGUUACUCGGACCGACAUUUCGCACGCGGUGAGGAAGCACUUUUCAGAGGCAAACGAUGAGACCGUCAAGUACUGGAAGGCAGAGUUCCAGGAUUUCGAGCCGAUCCCCUUCCCAUGCGUCUCUGCAUCGAAGCCAGAGACACAGACACCCGAUGCACUUGUCGAAGAGGUCAUUGGUCGUAUCACUUUGGAAAAGCUUUCUGAAGCGUCCAAGAAGGCUUCAGUGUCGCCACUGUCAAUACUGCAGGCUGCUUGGGCAACGGUGCUGUUCGCCUAUACUGGCUCGACCGCCGAUGUGUCCUUUGGCAGUGUGGUGUCCGAUCGCCUGGAAGAGGAUCUCAGCUCCUGCAUUGCACCGACGUUUGUCGUGAGCCCAAGCAGAAUCUCUGCUUCGACUGCAAGCGCACGGGAGAUCAUGUCACAGCUGACAAGGAAGAACGCUGAGGGUCUUCCUUACCACCACAUUCCUCUCAGUUCUCUGACCACUGCAGAAGGCACCCUGCCUUACGAUACGCUGCUCGCAUUUCAAGCCUUCGACAAGUCGGUGGGGAGCAGCAAGCUGUGGAACAAUAUCGAGUAUCCACCCAUGGGACAUGAUUUUGCGAUCAUGAUCGAAGUCUGGCCCACCGAGACUGGGCCAUUGCGACUUCGUGGCACAUACACUUACGAACAUCUCGACCCAGCCGCAGCAAAAGCCAUGCUGAAGCAGCUUGACAACGUUGUCAGCUUCCUAUGCGAAAAUCCAGAGGCCUCAUUCAUUGAUGCAAGAUUCGCUGUCGAUAACGAGGUGCUGUCGCAGAUUCCUGUGGUUUCGGAAAAUCCAUCGGGCCUACCAGAGUCGGACUUACUUCUUCAUGCUGCCUUCGAGAAGCAUGCUUUGCAGAAUUCAGACAAAUCUGCUCUGACCUUCAGGCAGGCUAUGGACGGGUCGUUGCCCGACAUUGAGUGGACGUAUGGCAAAUUGUACUCCUUGGCAAAGACGUUUGCCUCAACAAUCAUCAAUGACUAUGAAUCUGUCACCAAUGAGCCGGUCAUGAUCUGCAUGGAGAAAUGUGCAGAGCUCUACGUGGCCAUUCUUGGUGUACUACUCGCUGGCGCUGGGUGGUGUCCAAUUGACCCCUACUCUCCACCGGCCAGACAGCAUGCCAUCAUGGAAAGGACAGGAAGCCGGCUAUUGCUACUGUCCCCUACCGCCUCAGACGUCAGCAAAGAGGCCAUUCCAGCAGGCGUGUCAACUUUGAAUGUCGACUUACCCGACAUCGAGACCCAAGCAACGCAGGCGGAGGCACCGAAUCUCGACGUCCACCGAGAUCCAUCACACCUGGCGUACCUCAUCUUCACCAGUGGUACCACCGGCCUGCCGAAAGGAGUUCCUAUCACCCACAAGGCAGGCGCCACCGCCAUGCACGCCUUGGCUGAGUCAAUCCCCUCAGAUGUGAGCGGUGGCGUUGUCCGAUGCAUGCAAUUCUCUCAGUACACCUUUGACGUCUUCGUUCAAGACUUGUUCUAUACCUGGACGCUUGGUGGGACAGUCAUCUCAAGCACUCGACAGAUCAUGAUACAGAACUUUGCAGAAUUGGCGAAUGGUACGAAAGCGACACAUGCCCACCUCACCCCAGCCUUUUCAGCUACCGUUGCGAGGAGCAACAUCAAGACAUUGGAGGUUGUGACAAUGAUCGGCGAGAAGCUGACUGAAGCUGUUGCUGCGGACUGGGGAACGGACAUGCGAUCCUACAACACAUACGGCCCAGCAGAGACGACUGUUGUCUCGACACUGCGGCAGUUCACGGGCAAAUCUGACACAUAUCACAGCUCCAAUGUGGGAGUACCGCUUCAGUCUGUGGGAACAUAUGUCGUCCAAGAUGGUAACGUCGUCAUACGCGGCGGCAUUGGAGAGCUUGCAUUGUCAGGUCCGCAACUCUCCCCUGGAUACUGGCGAUUACCCGAGGUCAACGCCAAAAAGUUCAUCUGGAACGAGAAGUUGCAGCAGAGGCUGUACCUGACUGGUGACUUGGUGAGGCAUCUUGCUGAUGGCACUCUAAACUUCGUCGGCCGCAACGAUGAUCUUGUCAAGCUCGGCGGAAUUCGGGUCGAGUUGGGUGAGAUCGCUUUUGCGCUGAGGGAGGCGGAUGCCAGGAUUGAGAAGUUUGAAGUCUUGCACUGCAAACGAAAGGACGCUGAAGAGAAGCUUGUCGUGGCCUUCAUGGCCUGUCCUUCUGUCGCUGCAUCCGGGGAAGAAGUGAAAGCGCUCACGACGCCUGCAGCCAAAGAAUUAGCUGGUGUUGCGAGGGAAUAUGGCAGGAAAGUCUUACCUCCUUACAUGCUUCCGACCACGUUCAUUGUGCUUCCACGGAUUCCACGAACGGCUUCCGCCAAAGUCGACAGAGCUGCGAUGACGACGAUCUACCACGGACCAGAUCUUGCAGCCUGGGAAGGCGGAGACGAUGUUUCAGGUGGCUCUUUCAAGGAUCAAAACUUCUCAUGGCGUGCAGAAAACCGCGAUCUGUUGCAAAUCAUCGCGGAUAGCUUGCGUGUGUCAACAGACUCAUUGCAUCCUGCAAGCAGUCUUCCUGCCAUUGGCAUAGACUCAAUUGGUGCCAUCAGACUCAUUCCCAAGAUCAAUGCUGCCGGAUACAAUCUGGCCGUGGUUGAUGCGUUCAAAUGCCGCACCCUCUCGGACUUGUGUGAGCUCGCGCAGUCCACUAUCGAAGCGACCAAGAGGGAUUCUGAUCAGCCUCUCGAAAAGAUUCUAGAGAGAUUCGAUUCGCAUUACUACAGUGCAGUCUCGAAUUAUCUAGAUCAAGACGAGCUGAGUGUCAUUCCAACCACGAUCCUCCAAGAGAGCUUGUUGAGCGAGAGUUUCAAGGAUGCUCAAGCCUACUGGAGUAGCCACCUCUUCCAACUCGAGGCAGACGUUGAUCUGAACAAGCUCAAGCGCGCAUGGACUAAAGUUGCUCGCAACACGGAAGCUCUUCGAGUUGGCUUCGUUGCAAAAGCCAUGCUGAAGCUCCCUGACGACUCGUCAGCACAAGACCGAUUGUCGUAUCUGCAAGUGGUCUACGACGAACCCCAGGUUUACUGGGAGGAGCACACGAUCUCUGACUCUGUGGACGAGGCGGCGAGAGAGCGUGUGCAGGAGAUUGCAAACUAUCAUCACCUGCAGCUUUUCAAGCUUCCGCUUUGGGCAGUCGACGUCUUCCAUCGCAAAGAUGGCACUUCUGUCAUGAUGAUUACGAUUCAUCAUUCCAUUUACGACGGGCCUAGCUUGACUUUCUUGGAAGACGAUGUGAAGCUGGCCUACAGUCGUGCUUCCAAGACGCCGCAACGUCUGCCAUUGCGAGAUGCAGUCACUACAAGGUCUGCGAUUGAUGCCGACAACGAAGAAACCAAAUCGUUCUGGAAGGUCGCACUCGAAGAUUUCGAGGCAGAAUCGGGUGAGCAGGACAUGGCUGAUCAAGCAGACUCCAAACUACAGCACCGCAUUCUCUACCACAGGAGUACGACUCCUUUUUCGAAGCUGAGGUCGUUGGCCCAGGAGCUUGACUUGGCUUCGGUUGUCACGAUCCUGCGCACGGCAUGGGCUCUGGUUCUGACUGAUCUCCUCGAGAGCCCCCACGUACUCUUUGCUGAGAUUCUUUCCGACCGUAUCAUGGACAACAAGCUGGAGAAUGUCAUCGGUCCCUUGAUGUCGACAGUACCGAGCCUCUUCAAACGCAAAGCCACAGCAGCGGAGACUCUCAUCGAGCAGGACAAGUUUUCCAAGGCUGCGUUUAGCCAUAGGAAUAUCCGACCUGGAACCAUCAAGACCCUGCUCAGCCGUGGCUCGUCCUCACACGUCUAUCCCGCAAUGUUCGCGUUUCACCCAGCUGGUGGGGAAGACUCGAAUGGCUCAAAACAGCUUUGGAAACGACUUGACGAUGCAACAUAUCUACAAGUGGAACAUCCUCUUGCCUUCAACGUAUGGCAGGAUCAUGAGCCAUGUCCUUGCUUCGAAAUGGCGGUUGCCAGUCACCUCAUGACAGACGAUGAACAGAAGCUGCUUUUGCGGCAGCUGGACGCUCUAGUGGCUGCAAUGGUGCAAGACCAUACAUCUACCCUGUCUGCUCUUACUGACGGUCUCCCAACCGAGCUUCUAUCCCGAACGACUCCUCGAAAAGACACCAAGUGCCCUUCAUCGCUUUCUCCUACUCAUUAUGUCGAGCACUGGGCGGAGACUCACCCAGAGUGGAUCGGCGCUGAGGUCGCGUUGAGUAUUGAACCUGAUGGGGUUGAAGUCGAAAGCUGGACGUAUGCGCAGUUCAACGCAGAAGCCAACCGUGUUGCCCACUGGAUUCUCGAACGAGGAAUAUCGAAAAGAAUGAUUGGCAUGUGCCUUGGACGGACACUGAUCUCGUUUGCGGUCCUCAUCGGAAUCAUGAAGUCUGGGAAUUGCUACCUACCGAUUGAUGAGAGUUUGCCUGCGGAGCGAAAGUCUUUCUUAUUGGAAGACAGUCAAUCGGCGUUUGUAUUUACCGAUGGUGAACGAUUUGCAGAUGUCGACGUCCCCGAGCAUUACCAGCUUGUCAAUGUAGAGGCGGAGGACUUCCAACAAGCAAUGGCCGCCAAGGAUGCUUCGAACCCAGUCAUCGAAGCUGACGGCCGUGACAAUUGCUACCUGUUGUACACGUCUGGCUCGACCGGUAAACCAAAAGGGGUGCUCGUCAAUCGCCUGAACGUAGCGUCCUUCUCCGAGGCACAGUCCGAGUUCAUCUGCGACUACUCAACCACGGCUGACACAGCCGGCCGUGGAAGAUGGUUGUGUCUGGCAAGUCGAGCAUUUGACGUUCAUCUUGGAGAAACGUUCCUUGCUUGGAGGCAUGGUAUAUCUGCAAUUACCGCUCCACGGUCGAUGUUGCUUGACGAUCUCGCCCUAGCCUUGUCGUCUCUACACAUCACUCACUGCGCCUUCGUGCCCUCACUGCUGGAUCAGACAGGUCUCACUCCAGACGACGCUCCAGAUCUCGUCUACCUUGGCGUUGGUGGCGAGAAGAUGUCGCCUAAAACUAAGAAGUUGUGGGGCGGUACAGAGAGGGUGGGUUUGAUCAAUGCCUACGGUCCGACCGAAGCCACUAUUGGAUGUUGCUCGGCUCGUUUGUAUCCAGGUUCGGAUAUGCGUGACAUUGGUUCGCCACUAGGCGACUCCCAAGCACACAUCCUGAUUCCAUGUACUGACAAUUAUGCUUUGCGAAACAUGCCUGGAGAACUUUGUUUUACUGGAAGCCUGAUUGCGAAUGGGUACCUCAACCGGCCGGAUGCCAAGGGCUUCGUCGAAAAUUUCCAUGGAAAGAGAAUGUACCGGACCGGAGACAUCGUAAAACUUGGCCUGGACGAUCACGUCUACUUCAUGGGAAGAAAGGAUGACCAAGUCAAGAUUCGAGGCCAGCGUGUUGAACUGGGAGAAGUAGCAGAAGGUGUGCGUACUGCUUCGCCCGUCGACAUCAACGUUGCUGCUCUGGUCGUCAAACAUCCAGAGCUGUCUCGUGUGCAGCUUGUGGCCUUCAUUGCAGCAAACUCCUCGAAGAACAAGUCUGGAUCGCCUCCUGAGAUCACGCGCUCGGAGCUGCAAGAAGCCAACACGACACUCCGCAGUAAGUGUCAGAAGACAUUGCCAAGUUCGACGGUUCCCGACCUCAUCAUCCCGAUGACAUACAUCCCACUGGCUUUGACGUCUGGUAAAGCAGACAACAAACUUUUGGUCAAGAUCUUUUCCGAAGUGCCAAUCAACCAUCUCAUGCCGCGCGAUGGGUCCUCCAACAACGCUGCCAUCAACAGGCCAAUGAAUGAUGCGGAGAAGCAGGUGUGGCAGAUCGUGUCCUCGGUACUGAAGGAGCAGCCUCAGAAUGUGACUGCUGGAUCCACGGUGUUUGAGCUGGGCAUUGACAGUCUUUCCGGUAUCAGCGUCUUCUCUAAGCUCCGAAAUGCUGGGUACAACUGCAGCGUCGCCAUGGUCAUGAAGAACCCGACGAUCGAGCAGCUAGCUGCGAGUGCCAAGAGUGAACAGACGGACAAUUCUCGAAGCCUGGUCAAGGUUCGUGAGGAGCUUGCGGAGACUGAGAGGCAGUUCUUAGCCACAGUGACCAACGCUGCCGACAUUCAAUCAGUGAGGCCAUGCUUGCCUCUCCAAGAAGUCCUCAUUGCGCAAUCAUUGCAUCAGAGUACGGACGGCGAAGAUGGCGCCUACGUGAACCACAUCAGGUUCAAGUUGGAUGCCGAUGUUGAUGUUGAUCGCCUCCGUGCUGCCUGGAGCAAGCUGGUUCGCGACAACGACAUCUUCAGGACUUGCUUUUCAACUACAGAUGACAAAUUCCUGCAAGUCGUCAUGAAAGCCGACUCGUUUCUGCUGCCGUGGAAUACGCACGUCGACAUUGCCGAUGUACAAGCUCUUCAGCGUGGCGUCGGAAAGGAGAUUGUCAGCAGCUUGACGGAGAAGCCGCCUAUGCGUUUGAAUCUUGUAUCCGUCGAUGGCGGACACAUCCUUGUCCUCUCGGUUCACCAUGCUCUUUACGAUGGCAACUCGUUGGAAAUGAUGAUCAAGGAUGUCCAUACCCUCUAUGACGAGCAGCCUGCAGAGGUGAGACCGAGCGUUGAGUCUCUGGUCGAAUACAUUGCCGCUCAGGAUCAGAACAGUUUCGAGAAGCACUGGACAACGCUGCUUGAUCAUUGGGAGAGUGCACUUCUUCUCGCGGAGAGCUCGACAAAGAAUGUGGUCCUUGGAAACGCUGAGCGGCACUUGUCGGCAAAGCUAUCAGUACUCGAGGCUCAAGCGGCGUCGAUGAACACCACGAUGGCAACACUGCUCCAGCUGGCAUUUGCCAUCGCCAUGUCGCAGUCUCUUCAGACCAAUGAUUUCAUCUUCGGUAAUGUGUUGUCAGGUCGGACCAUUCCGGUCGAGAACGCAGACAAGAUCAUGGGACCUUGCAUUACUACCAUUCCGCAAAGGCUCAGGAUUGAGAAUAGCGACGCUUCAAUCGCCACGCUUCUGACCGGUCUGCAAAGCUCAAACUCCAGCAGCCUGGAGUACCAGCAUGUCUCUCCAAGAGAUAUUCAAAAAUGGACCAAAGCUGACAGGCCAUUGUACGAUACGCUGUUCUCAUUCAUUCGGUCUCAGCUUGAGGACAACAUGGCCUCCACAGUCCUGAAGCAAGAUGGUAGCGACAUUGGCGUUGACUAUCCACUGGCUGUGGAAUUCGAAGCAGAUGCCAACGCCGAUCAGCUAAUUGUUCGAGCCGGCUUUACUGAGACGUUUGGAUCACAGGCAGACGCUGAGCUGUUGCUCGAGAAGAUUGAGAUGUUGAUUGAUACUGUGAUCAACCACAGUAAGACGGCUGCUAGCUCCUUUGGCAUUCCGAUCAACGGCGACAAUAAGAAGACUGUCGGCCAACAGGAAAAGUACGACGAAACGAACUGGUCGGCACUCGAGCAGCAAGUCAGAUCCAUCAUCAGCAAGCACACUGAAAUUCCAGAGAAAGACGUCGACAAGGACUCCGCUUUCAUCCAUCUGGGUAUCGACUCCAUAUCUGCCAUUUGGUUCGCCAAGAAACUCAGGGAUAGUGGAAUCAAGGUUUCUUCUGCGGACAUCAUACGACACAACCGAAUUGGAUCCUUGUGCAAGCAUCUGAGCAGCUCUUCACCGGCAAGUUCGGAGGAGACCAAGAUCCAAGAGACAGCGGUAGAUACUCAAAAGGGGUUCUCGGACGCCCUGAGCUCACACGGUGUUACUGGUCUUGGCCAAGAUGUCGAACUUUACGAGUGCACGCCCCUUCAAUCUGGGAUGCUGGCUCAGAGUCUCGCAACCGAAGGAGCCCUGUACAUGCAUCACCAUGCCACUCGUUGCACUGCAGACAUUGACAUUGCUCGACUGAAGUCUGCUUGGGAGUCGCUUGUGGAAGAAUUGGACGUACUGCGGACGACUUUCCACUGGCUCCCCAAGGCCAAGACGCCGUGGAUUGCGGCGGUACGGAAAGACAAGAAGCCAUCCUGGUGUGAAGUUGAGGUUGAAGAUGCUCGACAGUACUGGGUGCAGCUCACUGAGACGUCGGACUUUAUCGAUCGCUUGCAGCAGUCUUUUCCCCUGGCCGGUGUCCACAUCGUGAAGGAUCAAGAAGGAACAGUCCUGAUCCUCACCCUUCAUCACGCCAUCUACGACGGAAUCUCUCUCGGUAUGCUCUACCGGAGCUUGGCACAACGCUACUUCAGUGAGCAAUGUCCGCCAACAACGCCCUUCUACGAAGCAGCCAGAGCCAUCACCCAGAAUCCCAAGCCAGCCGUCAAAUUCUGGGCGGACCAAGUCUCUGGGUACGAAGGCGCACCGCCCAUGCCAACGUCGUCAGAGUCUACGUACACUCUCGCCGAGCGCCGUAUCGUCGGAGAUAUAUCCAGCCUCGAUGCUAAGCUCCGUCAAGCUGAUGUUGAUAUCAAGGACGUUUGCGUAGCGGCAUUCGGCAAGGCUCUGGCGUGCAUUUAUGGACGCAGGGAUGUCGUCUUUGGCCAUGUCAUGGCAGCUCGUCACAGUCAAAUUGGUGAUGGGAACGAUGUGAUUGGACCCAUGUUCAAUACUGUCCCAUUCCGCGUGGCAAUGAAGGACCAGUUGAUGACGAACCGGAAUCUCGUCCAGCGGGUGCAUGAGGUCAAUACAGGCUCAAUCGAGUACCAGCAUGCAUCGCUCGCUGAAGUCCAGAAGCAUUGGCGGACGUCUACCUCGGAUCCUGGAGCACAGCUCAUCGACAGCAUCUUUGUGUAUUCCAAGAUUGAAAAGCCAGACUCCAGGGGAGCGCAGGUAUAUGGUGCGCCCCUCGAAUCAGACAAGUCUCCAGUCCCAUCGGAGUAUCGGUUGAAUUUCGAAGUCGAGCAUACUGAAGAUGGACUUGUCGCUCGUGCAUUGUCGUCUGCGGCGCCCGAUCAGAUUGAAGUACUCCUGGACCACUUUAAACAAUCGAUCCACGAUCUGCUCGACCAGCCUGGGCGGUUUACCACGGCUCUCCCAGAUCAACUCCGUAACCUGCCCGUUGAGACUGCAAAGCAAACCUCAACGGAAGAAGUGUUUGACGAUCAAGCAGUGGAGAGAUACGGCGAUGUCAUUCGCAAAGCCAUGGCUGAUGUUGCUCAGAUUCCAGCAGACAAGAUCGCCCUCAACACUUCAAUCUAUUCCUUCGGCAUUGAUUCGAUCGCAGCGAUUCAGAUCGUCUCUCGCUGCAAGAAAGCCGGGGUUCGUCUCAGCGUCGCGGAUAUCCUGAAAGGGGCCAUGCUGGGCAGGAUCUGUGAGAUUGUUUCGACGAAGAAUAACCAGCAGACGAAAGCCAAGCAAAACGUCGAACAGUCGGCCGAGCUUGUGAAUUUCAAGGACCAAACUACGGCACUCGCCACCCUCAGGCCCGAUAAAGAUGCUGUUGAAGACAUACUGCCAUGUCUCGCUGGUCAAGAGUACCAUCUCCUUAGUUGGCUUCAGUCUGGGAGGACUCUCUACGAACCAGGCUGGUGCUACCGUUCCACAACUCGUCUUGAUGUUGAGAAGCUUAGAGCUGCGUGGAUCAAGUUGAGGGAGCGCAACUCUGUUCUGAGGACGACAUUUGUGGCUGUCUCGUCCCACCGUGCUGUGCAGGUGGUCAUGAGAGCCUCAGCCAUUAAUCAAGACGGAUUUGCUGUCAUCAAUGAUGAAAGACCUGUCUUGGAUGCUGUCAAAGAUCGAGCUCACGAUGAAGCUCGCAAGCCAUCUGACUUCUUCGAUAUCCCAGUCAGACUCCGAUUGAUCAAGGCCACAGAUGGCGAUGCGGUCAUGGUGUAUGUGCAUCAUUCGCUGUACGAUGCCUGGAGCAUGCCGCGGUUGGUAACAGAGUUAGCGGCGAUUUACCGAGAUGAGGAGAUUGAGCGAGGGCCCGCGUUUGCUCAGCUGAUCAGAAAUACCGCUGAAACUGUCAACGAGGACGAAGAGCAGAAGUUUUGGAGCGAGAGUCUUGCCGGGUGCGAAAAGGCAGUAAUUCCUUCGUCGAGGCAGCCAGAGAAUGAAGUCGACAGAAGCCAAGGCUUCGCCCUGACUGAAGGGGUUAAAGUCAGCGUGGCUGAACUGGAGUCAGCUUCGUCAAAGCACAACAUCUCGCCCCAUCAUGUUGUGCUUCUGGCUUUCACCCGGGCUCUUGCUCAUGUUACGGAGACCUCCAGCCCACUGUUUGGCUUCUUCCAGCUCGGACGUUCAGCAGCAUUCGACAAUAUCGACAAAGUUACCGGGCCAUGCGUCAACACUCUGCCGUUGGGGUUGGCUUCCGUUUUGACCAGGCCAGUACUGGAAGUCCUCAAAGAGUUGCAACGAAUACUCGGUGCGAGGGUUCCGUUUGAGCAGAGCAGCUUACGCUCAGCUGUCGAGGCUUUUGAUCCAAACGCGACGCAGGUCCCAUUCAAUGCGUACAUCAACCUGCUCUGGCACAAGACAUCUCUCGUGGGAGAGGUGUCUGACAAGGAUCUCUUUCAGCCGUUGGCGUUGGGAGUACCAACUGACUAUUCGUCUCCACGUGCAAUGCCGGGACGUACCGCAGUUGAUGCACUGGAUUUCAGCUUUCUCCAGCCUCACCAGCUGUUCGUUGACGUUGGACCGGGGGAGAAGGGGAUUGUAUUCGGUGCUCGAGCCGAUGCCGCGCUUAUGGGUGCGGAUGGUAUUCGAGAGUUUGUGGGCAGGAUAGAAGAGGAAGUUGUGGAAUGCAUGAAGGCGUUGGUGUGA
Molecule: messenger RNA, 13926 nt
Organism: Zasmidium cellare ATCC 36951
Lineage: Eukaryota; Fungi; Ascomycota; Dothideomycetes; Mycosphaerellales; Mycosphaerellaceae
Exons: 3
Coding region: 1-13926 (4641 amino acids)
Biological process (GO): secondary metabolite biosynthetic process; amino acid activation for nonribosomal peptide biosynthetic process
Cellular component (GO): cytoplasm
Molecular function (GO): phosphopantetheine binding; catalytic activity
Source: RefSeq, a predicted model, not a curated record